AUGGGUAAAAUAAUGAAGCCAGGAAAGGUUGUUCUUGUCCUUCGUGGAAAAUACGCAGGUAGAAAAGCACUUGUGGUUAAAGCUCAGGAUGAAGGAGGUGCAGAUAGGUCGUAUCCUCAUGCUAUCAUUGCUGGGAUCGACAAAUAUCCACUGAAGGUGACGAAAAGCAUGGGGAAAAAGAAGCAAGAAAAGCGAAAUAAAUUGAAACCGUUUGUGAAGGUAGUCUCCUACAGCCACCUCCUUCCUACUCGGUACUCAGUUGAUGUUGGUUUUGACAAGGCCAAUAUCAAUAAGGAGUCAUUGAAGAUCCCUAAGAAGAAGAGAUGUGCUCUCGCAGAGAUUAAGUCAAAGUUUGAGGAACGGUACAAGACCGGAAAGAACAAGUGGUUCUUUACCAAAUUGCGCUUCUAA
Molecule: messenger RNA, 411 nt
Organism: Necator americanus (New World hookworm)
Lineage: Eukaryota; Metazoa; Nematoda; Chromadorea; Rhabditida; Ancylostomatidae
Exons: 3
Coding region: 1-411 (136 amino acids)
Biological process (GO): translation
Cellular component (GO): ribosome; cytosolic large ribosomal subunit
Molecular function (GO): structural constituent of ribosome
Source: RefSeq, a predicted model, not a curated record